This is a messenger RNA of Puccinia graminis f. sp. tritici CRL 75-36-700-3, 465 nucleotides long. RefSeq lists its product as uncharacterized. NCBI's taxonomy places the organism in Eukaryota, Fungi, Basidiomycota, Pucciniomycetes, Pucciniales, Pucciniaceae. Gene Ontology annotation, biological process: biosynthetic process. The transcript is spliced from 2 exons. Bases 1 to 465 code for a protein of 154 amino acids. The record is from RefSeq and is a predicted model, not a curated record.
AUGGCGGUUCUGCCCUCAUUCAGGUGGCGCAAUAGGAUAUGUAUCCUCCAAUUGUGUCUUCCACUUCGAGCCCACCACCCGCCGUCCCUUGUCGGACCCGAUUGGUAUGGCCGAGUCGGCGUUCAUGAUUUGCGAUACCGUCUGGUCGUCUCCAACGUCAUCAUCCCCUCGGCCUCGUCCGCCACAGAAGACCAGGUCGGCGCGGCCUACGAACGCGCUAAGGUGAAGAUCAUCGACGUGUGCAAUCAAUUAGAAUCUAGUCAUGUUCCCCUACCUGUACAACAAGAUCCGUUUCCAUCCAAAAAAGACCGUACACCGCCAGUCAGUAACGUGGGUAAACAGGGCUAUGAUAGCUUCGUUACCAGCCUCAAGCAAAACAUCUGCAAAGGUGAUAUCACUCAAGCCGUUCCUAGCCAACGUCUGAAGAAAGAAACCCGACUUCAUCUGUUUAACGUCUACCGGUGA